Andrographis paniculata is the source of this 4564-nucleotide messenger RNA. RefSeq lists its product as uncharacterized. The coding region runs from base 249 to 4280 and encodes 1343 amino acids. The transcript has 28 exons. The record is from RefSeq and is a predicted model, not a curated record. Lineage: Eukaryota; Viridiplantae; Streptophyta; Magnoliopsida; Lamiales; Acanthaceae.
GUACGUUUUGUCAUAUAAUCGGAGUUAACCGAGUGUCGUCGUACUGUACCGGAGAGUUUUCCGACGAGAUGCUCUGCGACGAGACGGCAUUAGGGCAACUGGACUUUGAUUUCAAUUCGCGUUCAGUUGUUUGCAAGGGAUGAUCGUCAUUUACCUCUCCAUGGAAUCUGUUUUUGUUCGUAUGGAAACCUAGGGUUUUUUUGUUUGUUUGUUAGUUUUUCGAAUUUGCCGUUUUGCUGUGUGAGGAAAUGGUGGGGAUGAUGGCGGCGAUUACUCGGGAGAAAGUUGGGAGUCGAAUUAACUCGAUAAAGUACAGCGGUGAAGACGUUGCUUCAAAGCUCGAUCAUUUGAGGCGGCUCCGCGACGAGCUCUGGGCCGCGGAUUCUGUGCUGCUCGAGGAGUUUCUUCCCUCCAUUAUUGGCCUUCUCUCGGACCGUUUGAGCCCCGCACGCAAAUUCGUCACUCAAAUUGUUGGCGAAAUUGGUUUAAAGCACUUGGAGUUGUUAACUGAAAUCAUACCAGCACUUGUAGAUAUUUUGAAGGAUGAUGCGCCAGCUGUCGCUCGACAGGCCAUAAAGUGUGGUAUUGACAUAUUUCGCUGUUUUCUGGUUAAAGUUUCCGUCCAGGGUUGUCAUUCAAGUGAGUUCAGUGACUCCCUGAAAUUAUCAUGGGCAUGUAUUCUGAAGUUUAAAGAUGAAAUAUACGCAAUGGCCUUUAAGGUGGGAAGUGAUGGGAGAAGAUUAUCUGCAUUGAAGUUUAUUGAAUCGGUUGUUUUACUUUAUACUCCUGACCCUAAUGGUUUGUUGGAGCCACCUUCGGAUCAAAUUUCUGAAGGGAAGUUUGACGAAUUCAAUAUCUCAUGGCUUCGUGGUGGACACCCUAUACUCAGCAUUAGAGAUUUGUCAGCUGAAGCAAGUCGAAGUUUGGGUUUGCUGCUUGAUCAGCUCAGAUUCCCAUCUUUCAAGUCGCAUAGUUAUUUGGUGAUAAUUGUGCUAAUUAAAAUUUUGUCGACAAUUGCUAGGAAGAGACCUGCCUUUUAUGGUCGAAUACUUCCAGUUUUACUUGGCUUGGAUCCUUCAUGCUCUGCCAGUGGAGGCGUACAUCUUGCAGGGGUGUAUCAUUCUUUAAGGAUUGCUUUUGAGUCUUGUUUGAAUUGUACACACCCUGGUGCUGCGCCGUGGAGCGCUCGUCUGAUGAAUGCAUUGAAUGAACUUGAAGUUGGAAAAACAACUGUACAGCCUGUAAUGGAAAUGUCUGACAACAAUGGAAGAACAAAGACGGCAGCUGAUUCAUCCGCAGACCAAAUUCACGUGGAUGAAAAACCUUCUGCAGAUUUAAGGUCUGAACACACUAAUGCUAGUAGAAAAAGAAUUGGAGUACCAGGUACAUCAGAGGCUUCUGAAGAUGAUAACUCUGCAAAGCGUUCAAGAUCAACACCUGAAAACUCAGAGGAACCCGAAUAUGAAAUUAGAGGAAAGCAGGACAAGCUCUCAUCGACUGGACCUACUCCAUCCAGAUCAGACACUGAUAAUGGACCUGUGCAGCAGCUUGUAGCGAUGUUUGGUGUGUUGGUGGCUCAGGGUGAGAAAGCUGCAGCUUCCUUGGACAUUCUCAUCUCUAGCAUAUCUGCUGAUCUAUUAGCUGAAGUAGUUAUGGCUAACAUAUGCAAUCUUCCUCCAAAAAGCCCUGAAGAUGAAGAGCCUCUUGUAAACAUGGUUGCUCAUCCUGAUGUGACUGGAAAUGAUACCCACAUGAAACAAUUGUCUUUGUUGCUGACGAACAUACUUUCAGACCCCAGCUCUUGUCCGGAGAAGGAAGCUGGGAUCAAAGAUCCUCUUCUUGGAGCAUCUAGGGAGUUUGAGAAUACUGAAGAACAGGAACCAUGCUUGACUGUGGCUGAUGAUAAUAUUGCCUCUGAUGGCAUGGACAAAGAUUGUGAAAAUGCACCAGUCUCUGUCAGCGAGUCUGUUUCCCCUGAAGACAUUCCAGCUGCUAUGGAGACUAAUUUUGCAGGGAUCACCUAUCCAGUAAAUGAUAUUGAGGGUGUGUCAAGUGAAAUUCCUGGACUUGGUUUGUCUACUCAAGAGGUUGAAUUGCUUGAAAAUGCAGUUGAUUUUUCGAAGGGCUCAUCUGAUUUGGGGAAUGUGGAUCUCACUGCUCCAGAUGAUACCAAUAAAGAGAUGAUGACUAGUUUAAAUAGUACACCAAUAGAAUUAGAUAUAACACCUACCGAAAUAGUUCAAUCAUUGUCUACUGAUAGGUCUGAAGAGCUUAGCCCUAGAGCAUCACUUACAGACACAACUAACAUUAGCUCUUCAACCGCAACUUCUUCUGGGUUUUCUUUACAGUUGAUUCUGCCAAAGAUAUCUGCCCCUGUCAUUCCCCUUUCCGAUGAGCAUAAAGAUAAGUUACAACAAGUAGCCUUUAUGCGCAUAAUUAGUGCUUAUAAACAAGUUACUGUUGCUGGAGGAUCUCAAGUCCGCUUUUCUAUUCUUACCCAUUCUGGAAUGGAGUUUCCAUCUGAGCUGGACCCGUGGAAGUUACUAACAGAACAUAUACUGUCGGAUUAUGUAAAUAAUGAGGGGCACGAGUUAACAUUACAAGUACUAUACAGGUUAUAUGGUGAGGCAGAAGAAGACCGUGACUUUUUCACGUCAACAACUGCUACAUCUGUGUAUGAAAAUUUUCUUCUCCUUGUGGCCAAUACCUUACGGGAUUCCUUUCCAGCAUCUGAUAAAUCAUUGAGUAAAUUGCUUGGUGAAGUCCCGUAUCUGCCAAAUUCUAUAUUUACAUUGUUAGAGUGCUUAUGCUGCCCUGGUAGUAGUAAGAAUGAUGAUAAGGAAUUGCAUGGUGGAGAUCGAGUUACUCAGGGGCUCAGUACUGUUUGGAGCCUAAUUUUGCUGAGACCUACAAUCCGAGAUGCUUGCCUUAAAAUUGCGUUGAAGAGUUCAGUUCAUCACUUGGAAGAAGUACGAAUGAAGGCAAUACGUCUGGUGGCUAAUAAACUCUACCCAUUACCAAACUUAUCUGAAAAAAUCGAAGAUUUUGCAAAGGAAAUGUUGCUUUCAGUUGUUAUUAAUGAUGAAAGUGCAUCAAGAAAGGAGGCUGAUGGAACUGAGGUUGAACGAGAGAAGGAUGAAAAUAUUUCAAGUGACAAUCAGUCGGGCAGUCAUCAAUUGACCCCAUCUGAAAGCAACUUGUCAUCUACUGUGGCUGAGGUGCAGCGGUGCACAUCUCUAUAUUUUGCAUUAUGUACAAAGAAACAUUCGCUUUUCCGGAAAAUCUUUGAUGCUUAUAAGGGUGCACCCAAGGUGGUCAAGCAGGCAGUUCACCAUCAGAUCCCGUUACUUGUUCGAACUAUUGGGUCAUCCCAUGAUCUCCUUGAUAUAAUAUCUAAUCCACCAACUGGAACAGAAGAGCUUGUUACUCAGGUUGUUCGUACACUAACAGAUGGAACAGUUCCUUCUCCAGAGUUAGUAUCUACCAUUCACAGGUUAUAUGCUACAAAACUAAAGGACAUAGAUAUUCUGAUUCCAAUUUUACCGUUCCUCCCCAAAGAUGAGGUUUUACGACUUUUUCCACAUCUUGUGAAUGUACCGAUGGAUAAGUUCCAAAUUGUGCUUUCACGUGUUCUACAGGGGUUUAAUAAUUCCACACCUGUGCUUGCCGCAGCUGAAGCAUUGAUUGCAAUACACGGGAUUGAUCCCGAUAGAGAUGGGAUCCCGCUGAAGAAGGUAACGGAUGCCUGCAAUGCAUGUUUUGAGCAGCGAAAUAUAUUUACACAGCAGGUUCUGGCCAAGGUCUUGAAUCAACUGGUCGAGCAAAUUCCUCUCCCCAUGCUAUUUAUGCGGACUGUAUUGCAGGCAAUAGGUGCUUUUCCUUCUCUGGUGGAAUUUAUCAUGGAAAUUCUAUCUCGUCUUGUUGGCAAGCAGAUAUGGAAAUAUCCAAAACUGUGGGUUGGCUUCAUGAAAUGCGUCCUUCUUACAAAACCACAAUCAUUCGGCAUCCUCCUUAAGCUACCAUCGGCGCAGCUUGAAAAUGCACUGAAUAGAACUCCGGCUCUCAAGGCUCCUUUGGUAGCUCAUGCGAGCCAAGCUCACAUAAGAUCAUCGCUUCCAAGGUCUACAUUAUCUAUUCUUGGCCUUGUGUCGGAGUCCCAAGAUUCUUCUACAACACAAACACAACCGACCCAGACUCAGACAGAAGGGACAGGCAAUUUAGAAAAGGAAAAGGAAGUAGAGACAGAAAAAUCGAAGGAAUCCGGCGCAACAACCAGUUGAAACUUGCUUGAAAAGACAAGCUGCGAAUGGGCGAGUUGCAAUGCUUAGAGAUAUUCUGUAUUUAAACUCCCUCGACAGGUACGAAUUCGCUCCCUAUUGUUCGAGUGAGUGAGACUACACUAGCUUCCAUUGAAGAUAUUCAAACAGAAUUAUGAAGCUAUAUUCAAGUCAGUGUAUAAAUAAUAGUACUUAUGUUCAAUACAAAUGGUUAUUUGCAACUUCUUUAACUUCCAUGUAUUUCAGCUCACACUUAUAUCUUCAUUUUAUGUCUUUACUUGGCUUGA